AUGGAGGAACUGCUCACACCUGUGAGCCAAACCUAUCGGCGGCCGACGGAUGAAGCCGAGCUUCUAACUGUCUCCAAAUACACCACCGCGAAACCCGUUACGGAGACCCGGUCUGAGUUCAAAGGUUCGUCACCCGAGGAGGCACUGGAGGCACUGAAAAGCCAGCCUGGUCAUGAGACUUUGCUGUCUGUUUUGGCAUAUCUCCAAAAGGGGGUUAAUGGCAAGCAUCCCUUCAACGUCAAGACACCGAGUCCUCAAGGUGCACAGAUCGUCCAUGUGCUAGUUACCGAGAUUGUCCCCAACUACUGGACAGUCCUGAAUGAGGGAUCUUCGAGCAAGAAGAGGUCAACUGCAGCUGAUUGUCUGGUUAGCUGUCUUCAAAGCAUACCAGGAAUCAAUGCUGGCCUGGCUUAUCUGCGUGCUCUGAUACGGGAAGCGAAGUCGAAUCCUCAAGGCCUGAAGCAGUCACACGCCGCCUUCAAUUUGGGAUUUGUCCUUGAGCUACUGUCCCAAAUUCUGCAAUAUGAUGAUGAAGCGAAGCGCAUCUGGAGCAGUAUCAGCUCCUCUGUAGACAACCCCUCGAAGCUUCGACCUUUACGGCAGGAGUUUAUCUCCUUGAUCGCCAGCGGAAAGAUCCUUUCACUGUGUGCAGAAGGCGAGGAUGUCCUAAAAGAGGCAGAUAAUCUAGAUAACCCAUUAUGGGUAGCAGACGCCAAAGAGUAUGUCCUGUGGCUGGGGCGCAACCUGGUAUCUUGGACCAAGUCUGCCGACUCAGUUGAUGAAUUCAAGCUGGUUGCGGAUAUUUUGAGCCGCGCUCUGAAAUUAGGACACUAUGAGCUUCUUAUCCAACUACUCUUAACAGACCUACUGCUUCAGGAAAACCAUAAACAGUCUGCAUUCACGAAACUGGUUGAUUCUCUACCGCAGAGUGAGCAACGAAAGCUGUUGUUCGUGGUACUGAAGCUUCUGUCUUCCCAGUAUCUUAUCUCAGUGGAUUCUGAUGCCGCAACGGAAAAUUACCCUCUCGUUUGGGCAGCAGCUGGAGUGAUAGCAGCCGUCUUAGGUGACAGCGGAACGAGGAGAGGUCACCUGGUGAGUUGGCUGACAGGUGCGGUGGGAGCGGGGAUAGGAGAGACCUCUGGGAUCAGACGAGCCGCUGUUGCCGUCUUGGCUGACAAUAAGGAGGCCAUCACGACGGUGGUAGAAAAGAACCUCAGUCAAUUUGGUGAUCAACUUUAUAUCAGACAUGUACCCAUGCUUCAACAAGAAGCACACGCCCAGGUGCUGCUGCUUAGCGCCGGCUACCUUCACCGGAUUUCGCCAAUCAAAUUGACGGUAAUUCUGCGUUCGAGCACUUAUUUGAACACAAUAUCCAACAGGAUCGCCGCAUCUCAGACGAGGAUCGGCUUCCUUGGGAUGGUCGUUGGAGAAGCACUGUCAGGCCUUGUCCAUAAGGAUGACAAGAAACUAGACUUCCACAUGGAUGAAACAAAUACGGAAGAAGCUAGCUGGUAUAAGUCUCUCGUCCAUGUUUCGGACAAAAUUGGUCCUACCAAUCCGUUGCAAACUGAGAGCUCCUCUGAGCGGCCACGAAAGGCAUCGAAGCCGACAAAGUCAACACCCAAACCGGCACAGCCUUCUCGAGUUCCGCCAAAGAAUGGCUUCAUCAUCGAAGAAGUAGAAGAUGAUGGGAGCGAAGAAGACGACCUUGUCCCGUACGGCAAGCCCGAUUCUGAUGCCGAAGACUCAGACGAUGACCCGACCCUGAUCAACCGGGAUAAGCCCAAGGCUCCGGUAUACAUAAGGGAUCUCAUUACAUAUUUUAGAGACACGCAGAAUUUUGACUGCCAAAAACUUGCGCUGACUACGGCUCCUACCCUGAUCCGUCGGAAAGCCAACUACGGCACAGAAGUGAGUUCACAUAUCGAAGAGCUCGCAACACUUCUUGUUGGUCUCGAAGACAAGUAUGAGCUGGAAGACUUCCACAAUCUCCGACUCCAAGGAAUGAUCGCCGUUAUAAUCGCUCAGCCACAGAAGAUGGGUCAAUGGUUUGCCAAGACCUUUUUCGACGGCGAUUAUUCUUUGGGCCAGCGAGCUUCCGUCCUCGUAGUUCUCGGCUUGAGCGGCCGCGAGAUCGCCGGCUUUGAUAUCUCCGAGUAUGCGGAUGCAGCAUCUUUUCCAUCGAAGCAGUUGCCUUCAAAACUGGAAAAGCACUACUCGCUGCCCUCGGCCACCGAUCGCCUCACGUCAUCAACCUCGCAUCUUAAAGCGUUGCCCCCUAAUGCCGUUGACAACAUUUCGCAAACCCUCUCGCAGAAUUUCCUGGCACCGCUCGCCGCCGAAGCAGCAGACGCUGCCACCGGUCCGGAUGCACUCAAGCUCUCAUCUUUUACUUCUCGCCUCCAGUCAAAUAAUGCGAUGAUGAGGGGAAAGUCCAAGCCGCGCGGCAUCCGGUCCAUUCCAAACACAACUGCCUCCCUACUCGCCACAUCCUUCUUCUUCCCCCUAACUUCUCGCUUCCAAGCAGCGCUACAUUCCUCGUCCGCCGCACGCGGCGUCCUCUUUCAGCCCUCUCUGCUCGUCCUGUACAUCAAGACCCUCGCACUGCUCCUACACGCCGCCGGACCCAGCACCCUAGCGCUGCCGCAGAUGACGACCGAGUUCUGGGACCUGCUGCUAGGUGUCCGGGGCCAGUGCAUCGGCAAUAUGACGAUCACGCAGGCCGUGCUUUUCGGCCUGAUGGCGCUGUUGGACGUAAACGAGGGAGACAUGCGGGGCCUCUGCGAGAGGCAGGGCCGCGAGGUAGUUGAGAGUGUCGAGUGGGUUAGUGGCGUGUUUGAUCAAACUCUAGGUGGGGAUGCUGGGGGAGAUGGGGAAGAGAACCAGGUCAAGAUGAUGGCGGCGGGUGUGUUGAUACGCCUGAAGGAGGCGGUGGAAAAGUACCGAGCGCUUUUGAUGGGGGAUCUGAUAGGUGUUGCGUGA
Pseudomassariella vexata is the source of this 2982-nucleotide messenger RNA. Its product is annotated as telomere length regulation protein. Gene Ontology annotation, biological process: telomere maintenance via telomerase; protein stabilization. The transcript is spliced from 3 exons. Bases 1 to 2982 code for a protein of 993 amino acids. NCBI's taxonomy places the organism in Eukaryota, Fungi, Ascomycota, Sordariomycetes, Amphisphaeriales, Pseudomassariaceae. The record is from RefSeq and is a predicted model, not a curated record. Gene Ontology annotation, cellular component: cytosol. Gene Ontology annotation, molecular function: telomeric repeat DNA binding; Hsp90 protein binding.